Messenger RNA from Oppiella nova, 1259 nucleotides. NCBI's taxonomy places the organism in Eukaryota, Metazoa, Arthropoda, Arachnida, Sarcoptiformes, Oppiidae. The record is from the annotation of a GenBank genome assembly.
UAGUGAAAAUAGGAUUUGUGUUGUCUAUACAAUCUGUAAAAUAUUUUAAUUCUUUUGUUUUAUUUUUAAUAAUUUUCAUAUUAAUUUUUAAUACAAUGGAUUUCAAUGGGAAAGUUGCCUUAAUAACAGGCUCGUCUUCGGGUAUCGGCGAAGGGAUUGCUCUGAAGUUGUCGUCUUUGGGCGCAAAUGUAGUCAUCACUGGAAGGGAUGACCAGAGAAUCCAAUCUGUGGUCAAAAAGUGUGAAUCACUUUCCAAACAGAAAGCACUGGGAGUUAGGGCUGACCUACAAGUCGACAAUGAUAUCAAGAAUUUGGUCAACAAAACAGUGAAAGAAUUUGGAAAAAUAAAUAUUCUUGUGAACAACGCGGGUGUCGUACAAAUGGCACAAUUUGGAGACCCGGGAUAUUUGCUAGCAUUUGAUACAGUGAUGAACACUAAUGUCCGGAGUAUUCAAGUAUUGACUCAAUUAGUGGUUCCAUAUCUCGAGUCAACCAAAGGAAACAUUAUUAACAUCUCGAGUGUUGCCGCACUUAUACCCGCGCCACAAGCCAUCGCAUACUGUAUGGCCAAAAGUGCCCUGGACAUGUUUACCAAAUGUUUGGCCUUACAGUUUGGGCCCAAAGGAAUUCGUACGUGUCGCGACACAUAUCCGUUGCAACGAAUCGGUGAACCCGAGGACGUGGCCGAAGCCGUCGUAUUUCUGGCCUCACCUACCAGUGCCUCAUUCAUUACGGGACUCAUUAUGCCGGUGGACGGCGGAUCUCUUAGAGCACCGGCACUUAAAGGCGACUAUCAAAAACACUACUGGGCCAAAUUGGGCAUAAAAGGUCCCACUCCUAUUGUAGGCUUUGGCAACGUGUUGACCAAGUUCAUUUGGGAGAAAACGGAGGUCGAGGUGUACUGGAUCUCAAAAUAUGGCAAACUUUAUGGUCUAUACGACGGCAACCAACCGGUGCUAUCGGUAGGCGAUCCCAAACUCCUGAAGGACGUGUUGGUCAGAGACUUUCACAUCUUCGACGACCGGAUCAACAACCGGUUCAGUCACCCGUUGCUGAGCCACGACAUCAACGUCGCCGUCGGAAACGAGUGGAAACGGCAACGAUCUGUCAUUAGCCCGAUCUUCACGUCCGGCAAAAUGCGAAGAAUGUAUCCAUUGAUCCGGGAAUGUGUCACCGAAUUGCUGGAUGUCAUGCAGACCUACGCGGCCACCGGUCUCGAGGUCGACAUGAAGAGGUUGUUCAGCAACUAUACCAUUGAC